AUGCCGACAGUCUAUGUGUCUAGUCCAUUGUCCUCCGAGUCUGCGUUCACGAGUGCGCAGUGUGGUGACUGUGACUGCGGUCCGCACCGCGCCGGCGUCGACAGUCAAAGCGGCCACCGGCUUUCCCACAAUGCCGAUUCGGCCCUCAGAGCUGGCGGCGUCGAACGCCGUGUCAACAACAGCCUGUCUGCCGCGCUACGGCUCCGUCAUGGCCUGAUCGGACCAGUGCUGCUUCUGCCGGCUCUGCUAGCUGCGUUGUCCGGCCCAGCUGCCGCGGCCUACGUUGCUUUCGAGAAUUGCCUGCCCGAGUCCUACGUCAACAACCAUCCAACGCCAUUGCAAUGGGUGCCCAAAUAUGUCGAUGCUUCGUUCGAGGUUACCGAGCCGCCGAUGCACACACUCCGGGUGACCAUGUGGGGGAAUGUGACAGGCGCUUUCACCAACGUCACGCUGCCGUCUCCCGAAAGCCCAGAUUGGACAGACCCAACUAAAACCGACGGCAAAAUCCUCGAUCAGCCCGAGCCUGAUGCUCCGAACCCUAAGCUCACGACUCUGCUUAGCAAGAUCAAUGUCCUUACAUACGAGCCAUAUCGCAAGACCUUCAAGUUUUGCAACGGCUCGCUGGUUAACGGCUCUUGUCCCUUGGCGCCUGUCUUUGACACAAACACCAGCGUCUCGGGUUCGCUGGCGUCUGGUGCUUCGUAUGCUGACCUCUUCCCGUCGCCCACCAGCGUCGCGCCUUACAAUUUGCCGUCUGUCAAUAUGAGCCACUCCUUCGAUUCGUCCUAUGCCUUCGCAUCGUUCACCGCGACCUUCCUCAUCAUCUAUGGCGACUCAAAGGGUACCAACAUUGGCUGUGUCUCGGCGACCGUGACCCCCGAUCUUGGCCGGUUAGCUUGGAUGAUCAAGUAUCUACCGAUGUUGGUCUUGGUGCUUGUGGGCUUCGCCACUGUCUUUGCCGGCAUUUUCAGCCCCUGGGGAACGUCGGACAUCUUCCAUUGGAGCUCCAAUUACGGCCGCGAUCCCGACCUCCUUCGACUGGUCACCCCCGGUUUUGGGGAUUGCUUACAAUAUAUCCAGUUCAUUGUUCUCACUGGUGGCUUAACGCUCAACUACCCGGGCUUUUACCAGCCCAUCAUUAGCCAGGCGUCGUGGUCUGCUCUCAUGUUCAACCACAGCUUUGUGAGCAAAGAUCCCGGCUGGAUCAGUGUCCAAGAUGGUAUCUACGUCACGGAAGGGGCUUAUGGUCUGCAGAAGCUUGCCCGGCUAGCAGGCUUGCGCAAUUUGGCCGACAUUUGGGCCGGCAUGAUGGUCUGGCUUUUGGCCAUCAUUGCUGGCAUGUUGGUUGUCUUCAGCGCUGGCUUUUCUCUUCAGUGGCUCUACCGAUUUAUCCAGAAGAUCCCGGAAGAAGAUCUUCGCUCCAAGAAUAUCCCUUUCAUGAUCGGGAACAUUGUCCGGAUCGUCUUGAACUACUUUCUUCUUCCGAUCGUGGCCCUCUCAACCUUUCAACUCGUCGUCGCCAGCAACUCUCCGGCGUACACCGUUGCCAUGGCAGUGGUGUCCUUGAUUCUCAUCAUUGGUUUUGCUGCCUGGCUACUGUAUCUCAUCGCCACGACUAAACCGAGGGCUUUCCUGUUUGACGAUCUUCCAACCGUCCUUCUGUACGGACCCCUAUACAACACCUAUUCAGACGAGGCUGCUGCCUUCACGUUGAUUCCCGUGCUUCUUACCUUUAUCCGCGGCAUUGCCGUUGGAGCUGUGCAGCCUGCCGGGGUGGCUCAGGUCGUCAUUCUGGCUAUCUGUGAGGUCAUUCAAAUCUUAACUCUGCAUGCUUUCAGACCAUUUCACUCGCCUACGUCCAUGAAUGCCUACCACACGCUCUUUGCUGCGCUCCGCCUUAUCACUGUACUCCUCAUGAUCGCAUUCAUUCCCUCCUUGGGUGUGACGGAUGGUCCCAAGGGUUGGAUUGGCUAUGCCAUCCUCGUUACCCAUGCUGGUGUGCUUGUCCUUGGUUUUCUCCUAAACGCGGUCCAGACAAUCGUGGAGGUAGUGGCUCGGAUGCUUGGUGCUGGCGGAGAUGAUAUCCGUGGUCAAACAAGAGGAGGGCUGUCCAAGAUCUUCGGAAUGCGGCAGCUCUCCCGACGCAUGUCUCGCCGCAUGACUGGCCACCCGUCAAGACAAAGUCAGCUCUCUAGCUCUGCCAUGCUGGAUGCGGACGAACUCUCCAAGACGGGAUAUGUUAUGCCAAGCGGCCGUGUUCGCAGCGAAUCUGCGGGUAGCAUGGGCAUGUUUACUCACCGCCGCCAUCGAAGCUCGUCUGUGUAUGAAACUCUCACUUUUGAUGCUGCCCCAGCACGCCAACCCGAGAGCAUCGCAGGCUCCUACACACCUACCACCCCUGGAGAACCUAGCCCUUACAUGGUUUUGCCAUCACCCAAAACUGCAGUCCGACCCCAGGGUACAUUCGGUUUCCCUGCAUAUGACCCUUAUUACCGUCCACCCAGACAACGGCGUGCUACAGUCGUCGAACCAUCAUCAUCGUCUGCUACCGGCCCUGGCGGUCCUGGGAAAGCCGGUGAUGGGUCUCAGAACCGCAACAGCGUUUCAGGAUCCCUUACGCUCGGUGAUGCCUCCGAGAUUGGUGGCGAAAAUUUGGGGGACGCCACUUCUGCCGUCGCCUAUGGGCUUCCCUUCAAUCCGCGAAUUGACUACUCAAUUCGUGAAGUGGAUUUUUACUACCGAGGCAGAGGCGAGAGGCUCAACUCAGAGGCUCCCGCCCGCAAGUUGGGUACUGGUCCCGCCGAUCCAACUGGGCCUGUGGCUUCCGCCGUUGGGUGGCUAAGGAGCAUCUUCGGGCGUCGUACAAAAGACAGGGGCAAAGGAUUUGAAGUUGUGCGAAGUGCACGUAUGCCGCCGGCAAUGAUGCGUGCCGCAGGUGCUGAUAUUGAAGACGAGCAGACACAACAGGGGGUUCCCGUCGCCAUGGACGUGUUGCGUAGUGGCCCUGUUGACUCGGAGGACGACCAAGAACAACGGCGGAAACAGUUGUCACGUUCAACCGCGAACCCGACAUCACCAGACUGUGUACCACUAAAUGGCGGGAGGAACUCUGGCGACGACGAUGUAUACAACAUGGAUGCCAGCGCUGCAAGGCCUCCGCAAGGCCCUCCCAUACUUCCUGAAAUCAACCUUGUAGACAGUUCGGGGCAAGAAGUGCCCGAACAACCCCCAGAAGUCCCUCGAAAAAGCUCCAAGCGCAAAUCCUGGGUAAAAUCGCAGUCGAUGGUCGCCACCGUGGGAACAUCGGGGACUCUUAGUCCACCUCCUUCUUCUACAGCCCCAGUCGCGUCUUCACGCCUACCGUUCGAGAGCACGCCGUCUCAGAAGUCAUCGGCGGACGAGUUCAUACAUAUCGACCUCGGAGAUCCAUCGCCAUCAUUAUCCGCUCAAGGGGGUGACGAAGAGAUGCCAACAGCUUAUGGGACAGUAAAUAGGGGUAGUAUCAGUCGGAUUGACCAUGAGGUGGAUUUAUUAACCGGGAAUGCUCGGAUGGCAGAGGUAGUGGAUGACAGGCAAGGGGGUGUGAAGCGACCGACGCGCCCAACACCUGCCGAUACAGUGCCAGCAGACUUCGAACCGCGAUAG
Thermochaetoides thermophila DSM 1495 is the source of this 3645-nucleotide messenger RNA. RefSeq lists its product as uncharacterized. The coding region runs from base 1 to 3645 and encodes 1214 amino acids. NCBI's taxonomy places the organism in Eukaryota, Fungi, Ascomycota, Sordariomycetes, Sordariales, Chaetomiaceae. Gene Ontology annotation, biological process: transmembrane transport. The record is from RefSeq and is a predicted model, not a curated record. The transcript has 2 exons.